GGCAGGCCAGAGUGGGGGACAGAGUGCGGACAUCCUGAAAGACAGACAGACAGACAGCGGCCACAGUGGGAAGAGCGUGGGGACAGGAGUGAGGGGCCGGGGACCCACAGACAGGCGGGGAGACCCACCCUGAGACCCGGGAGCUAGAACAAGGGCAAGACAGAGACAGGGAGGUGUGGAGAGAGGGGACCAGACAGGCAGGGAAGUCUCUGGGCUCGGACGCAGAGGGGCACGGAGGCAGACCCUUCAGAUUAGCUCCAGGCCUCGGCUCUGCUCAGGGGUGCAGUGGAGCUCAGUGGGCGUGCUGCUUUUGGGGAGCGCAGACCAGUGGUGCUUGCCCGAGGUCCAGCUGACACCAGGUCACCCUGAGAUGGAGCGCAGGGACCCCGAGAACCAGGAGGAUGGGGACCCGGAGGUGAGAAGCAGGAGACAAGGGAGGGAGAGACAGAGACAGAGAGAGAUGCAGGAGGUGGAGAGGGCCAGGGGGCAGACACAGAGAGACACACACAGAGAGAACCAGAAGAGACAGGGAAACAGAGAAACAUCAAAGACCCAGAAGAACGCAAACCCGAGGACACAGAGCGAGGCCAAGACCCCCGGGGGAAAUGAGGACACAGCCACGGCCCUCCAGAGGCUCGUGGAGCUGACGGCCACCAGGGUGACCCCAGUGAGGAAACUGCGUGUCCAGUAUCACCUCAUCCGAAAGCUUGGCUCUGGCUCCUACGGCCACGUGCUCCUUGCCCGGCCUCGCCAAGGGGCAGGUCCGGUUGUGGCUCUGAAGCUCCUACCUCGGGACUCGGUCCUGAGAACCACCUUCCUGAGAGAGUUCUGUGUGGGCCGCUGUGUCUCGUUACAUCCAGGCAUCAUCCAGACCCUGGCAGGACCCCUGGAGACCCCUCGACACUUCGCCUUCGCCCAGGAGUAUGCGCCCUGUGGGGAUCUCAGCGGGAUGCUGGAGGAACAGGGCCUCCCAGAGCUGCAGGUGAAGCGGGUGGUGGCCCAGGUAGCUGGAGCCCUGGACUUCCUCCAUGGCCGGGGGCUGGUCCAUGCGGACGUCAAGCCAGGAAACGUGCUGGUCUUCGACCCUGUCUGCAGCCGUGUGGCCCUGGGUGACCUGGGUCUGACCCGGCCUGAGGGCAGCCCAACCUCUGCCCCGCCAUGGCCACUGCCCUCCGCCCCACCCGAGCUCUGCCUCCUGCUGCCCCCUGAAACCCUGCCCCUGCGACCAGCAGUGGACUCCUGGGGGCUGGGGGUGCUUCUCUUCUGUGCGGCCAUUGCCUGUUUCCCUUGGGACGUGGCGCUAGCCCCUGACCCUGAGUUCGAGGCCUUUGCUGGCUGGAUGAUCAACAGGCCCCAGCCACUUCAACCACCGCCCCCUUGGGACCAGUUUGCGCCCCCGGCUCUGGCACUGCUCCAGGGGCUUCUGGACCUGGAUCACGAGACUAGGAGACCCCCACUGGCUGUCCUGGACUUCCUGGGGGAUGAUUGGGGGUUAAAGAACAAAGAGAGACCUGGGUGCUUGGGGAGUAUGUGCAGUGAAGUUGGGGAGGAGGAGGAAGAGGGGGGAGCAAGCCUGGAAGAGUGGUCAGAGGAGGAGGAGAAUGACGACAAAGAUGGUGGGAGGACGGGGACAGAUGGCGGAGAGCCCUGACCAGGUGACUGGGACGGGUGCCCAGAGCUAGGGCCAAAGGCCCCUCCCCCAGCCCCCAUGGCCACCUGGAUGGAAAGACAGCUGCUCCCGGGAGGACAGAGAGGGAACACAUUGCAUCUCUCCCAACCAAAGGCUGGACUCGGAUGCACAAUUCCCCUCCCGACUGAGGACCCGGGAGUCCGGAACCCCCGGUACCUCCUCCGUCAGACCCAGGAGCCCAGGGCCCCAGCCCCUCCUCCCUCAGACCCAGGGGUCUAGACCCCUCCUCCCUCAACCACCCUUCCUCUCCCUUCUGUCCUGAACGUGUCUUCUUGAAGGAAGGUGCUGUUUCCCCCGUAGAUGCAUUUCUGCACGGUGGGGACAUGUUGGGUGCUUAUGGACUUGUGAUUUGGUCACACCUCUCCUCUAAGGCCUUAGGUGACCCCGGUGGCCACGGCACCAAAUCUGGGCUUUCCAGAUCCAACACCAUGGAAACCUCGCCUUCCAUCCCUCCCACUUCCCUGGGCUCUGGGGGACAUUAAGGGAGGCACUCAUCCUUUCUGGACCUAAAUCAACACACAGACAGGCACCCACACACCCUCUCUUGCCUGCAGACGUUUGGAAACCCUGUGUUCUCCCCCGAGAAUGCCUUCUUCCCAACUCCAGGCCUCCAGAAAGUAGACCCCGCCCCGGGGGCCUCUCCGGCUCCUCCGAAACUUGUAGCCCAGCGAUCUGCGCCCCCACCUUUUCCAUCUCCCCUCGCAGGCUGCCCAGGACGGACUUGGCCUUGUUCACCUGUACGUCCUUUCGGGUUCUGCCCUCACACGGCGAGCCUCCUGCGCCAGUUCCCUGAGAGCGCGAGCACCGCGGCGUGUGCUGGUCCCGUCCACGCCGAGGGCCGCGGCUGGCUUGCUGGGAUCUUGUGUCCACCUGGGCCGGCCUGACGCCACCCCCAUCCCAGCACACAGACCCCUGACUUGUGAAGCUUCCCGCCUGCAGGGCAGGGGCUGCGUGGAUCCAAGGCCGCAUCCCCCGCCCCCAGCACGGUCAUGGGGACCUGCUUCUUUCUGGGGAAUCUGUCCUGCGUGCUUUCUAGAUUUAAAAACGUGAGUUCACUCCGUACAGCGGGGUGUCCUGGAUUGGACCCUGGGACAGGUAAAGGUUGUGGGUGGACACGAGAAGCGUCUAGCGUUUGACUGAUGGCUACUGUCUUCAUUUGGACAAACGCACCGACGGCUGGGUGAGGGAUUCACCUGGCAGGGAGCUGGGUGAGGAGACAUGGGAGCUCAAAGCCGCUGCCCUGUAUAUCGAAAAAUGAU
Molecule: messenger RNA, 2949 nt
Organism: Balaenoptera acutorostrata (minke whale)
Lineage: Eukaryota; Metazoa; Chordata; Mammalia; Artiodactyla; Balaenopteridae
Gene: SBK3
Product: SH3 domain binding kinase family member 3
Exons: 4
Coding region: 371-1651 (426 amino acids)
Biological process (GO): peptidyl-serine phosphorylation; peptidyl-threonine phosphorylation
Molecular function (GO): protein serine/threonine kinase activity; ATP binding
Source: RefSeq, a predicted model, not a curated record